Molecule: messenger RNA, 1098 nt
Organism: Penicillium paradoxum
Lineage: Eukaryota; Fungi; Ascomycota; Eurotiomycetes; Eurotiales; Aspergillaceae
Product: protein disulfide isomerase family protein
Exons: 2
Coding region: 1-1098 (365 amino acids)
Biological process (GO): protein folding
Cellular component (GO): endoplasmic reticulum
Molecular function (GO): protein disulfide isomerase activity
Source: RefSeq, a predicted model, not a curated record
AUGGCACGCUUGAGCUUCCUGCUCGUCGGUGCCCUUUCAGCCCUCAGCGGCUUCGCCACCGCAAGCUCCGCAGUGAAAGACCUACUCCCCACCAACUUCGACGAGGUCGUUCUGAAGUCUGGCAAGCCCGCGCUGGUCGAAUUCUUUGCUCCCUGGUGCGGCCACUGCAAGACCCUUGCCCCUAUCUACGAGGAGCUUGCCCAGACCUUCGCCUUCGCCGAAGACAAGGUCACCAUCGCCAAGGUUGAUGCCGACGAGAACCGCUCGCUGGGCAAGCGCUUCGGCAUCCAGGGUUUCCCCACAGUCAAAUGGUUCGAUGGAAAGAGCGAUAAGCCCGAGGAAUACAAGGGUGGCCGUGAUCUCGAGAGCUUGUCCGCCUUCAUCACCGAGAAGACCGGCGUCAAGCCCCGUGGCGCGCAGAAGGAGCCCAGCAAGGUGGAGAUGCUGAACGAUGCUACUUUCAAGACUGUCAUUGGUGGCGAUAAGGAUGUCCUGGUCGCUUUCACUGCGCCGUGGUGUGGACACUGUAAGACCCUCGCCCCUGUCUGGGAGACCCUCGCCAAUGACUUCGCUCUUGAGUCCGGUGUUGUUAUUGCUAAGGUUGAUGCUGAAGCUGAGAAUGCCCGUUCCUUGGCCAAGGCCCAGGGCGUUACCGGAUACCCUACCAUCAAGUUCUUCCCCAAGGGCUCGACCGAGCCCGAGGCUUACGCCGGCGCCCGCUCUGAGGAGGCCUUCGUCAAGUUCGUUAAUGAGAAGGCCGGUACACACCGUGCCGUCGGUGGCGGUCUUGAUGACACUGCCGGCACCAUCGCCGCAUUGGACGAGAUUGUUGCUGAGAAUGUCGCAGCAAGCAAGUUCGAGGACCUUGUCGCUGAGGUCAAGAAGGCUGCUCAGGGUCUGCAGGACAAGUACGCUGAGUACUAUGUCAAGGCUGCCGAGAAGCUGAGCAAGAACCAGGGCUACGCUGCUAAGGAGCUCACCCGUCUCCAGAAGAUCCUGGCUAAGGGUGGCUCUGCUCCCGAGAAGCUGGAUGAUAUCCUUUCUCGCAGCAACAUUCUCCGUAAAUUCAUUACCAAGGAGAAGCACGAUGAGCUUUAA